Malassezia vespertilionis is the source of this 1431-nucleotide messenger RNA. RefSeq names its product tRNA dimethylallyltransferase (gene COQ1). Bases 1 to 1431 code for a protein of 476 amino acids. Gene Ontology annotation, biological process: isoprenoid biosynthetic process; ubiquinone biosynthetic process. Gene Ontology annotation, cellular component: transferase complex. The record is from RefSeq and is a predicted model, not a curated record. The transcript has a single exon. NCBI's taxonomy places the organism in Eukaryota, Fungi, Basidiomycota, Malasseziomycetes, Malasseziales, Malasseziaceae. Gene Ontology annotation, molecular function: prenyltransferase activity.
AUGACGCUGUGGUGCGUGCGUGGACGAUGGCGCACGGUUCGCCGUGUGCCCUUGUGUGCGUGUGCUUUUUUGCACAAUGCGUCCGGAUGGUCGGGUGUGCUGGACAAUGCGAAGCAAGCACUUGUAGGUGGUGAAAAUGUGAAUGCGAUGCUGCGCGACCCGUUGGAUGUCGUGGGCCAAGAGCUGUCUUCUACGCGGCACAACAUAGCGUCCCUACUCGGCAGCGGGCACCCCUCGCUGGAUAAGAUUGGGAAGUACUAUUUCCAAGCGGAAGGGAAGCACGUGCGGCCCAUGGUUGUGAUGCUAAUUGCCAAAGCGACGAACGGCCUGAGCCCGGCUUGGGCCAAUGAACGCAUUGCGGGGAUUGGUGCAGAUGUGGACGAGACGAUCAGCCCAGAGCGCGUGCUUAACGAUGUGAACCCCAGCGCACCGGAUGGCGCUGCGCCCGCCUACCCCAUUGUGUCGAAGCCGUACCGUCCUGCACUGCAGCAAGCGAUUCUUCCCACUCAGCGCCGCCUCGCUGAGAUCACGGAAAUGAUCCACGUUGCAUCCUUGCUACACGACGACGUAAUCGACGCUUCGCCCAUGCGUCGCGGUGAGCCGUCGGCACCGAGCACGUUUGGCAACAAGCUGAGCAUCCUUGGCGGCGACUUUUUGCUUGGCCGUGCCUCAAUCGCACUUGCGCGUCUGCGCGACCCCGAAGUGAUUGAGCUUAUGUCUACCGUGAUCGCGAACCUGGUCGAAGGCGAGGUGAUGCAGAUGCGCGCGCAAUCUAUGGAGCAGCUACCUGUUACAGACGUGGGAGCGACGCUCCCCAGCGACUACAUCCUCGACACGUUCUGGGCAAGCGGCGCGUCGCAGCCAGAAAACGGCCCGACUGCAGAAAUGUUCCGCUAUUAUUUGCAAAAGACGUACUUAAAAACUGCGUCAUUGCUCGCGAAAUCUGCGCGCUCUGCGGUGGUGCUGGGGGGCUGUGGACAGAGUACUGCAGAGCGCGACACGCUGGAUGCGACACAACGUGCAGCGAUGGCCAAGAUAUGCGAUACAGCUUACGUGUUUGGGCGCAACGUUGGCAUUGCUUUCCAGCUAGUCGACGACCUGCUUGACUUCAAGUCUAGCUCAGAAGCGUUCGGCAAGCCCUCGGGCGGCGCUGACCUGCAGCUCGGGCUUGCAACUGCACCGGUGCUGUACGCCUGGCAGGAACUGCCGGACUCGGGCAUGGGCGAGAUGGUACGGCGCCGUUUUAGCCGCGAGGGCGAUGUGCAAGAGGCGCUCGCUAUUGUGCGUCGCUCGGGUGGACUGGAACGCACGGCAGAGCUUGCCCGAUACCAUGCGUUCCUUGCGGAGGAAGCAUUGCGAACGCUUCCGGAGAGCGAUGCACGCGCAGCGCUCAUGCAACUGAACCAACAAAUUAUCACCCGGAUAAAGUAG